Molecule: messenger RNA, 798 nt
Organism: Rotaria socialis
Lineage: Eukaryota; Metazoa; Rotifera; Eurotatoria; Philodinida; Philodinidae
Source: the annotation of a GenBank genome assembly
AUGAGUGCGAAUGACUUGUCCCAGCCGACAUCGACAAAAGAAGAUGGACUCGGGCAACUUAGUCGAUCAGUAGAAAAUGCAAAGAGAAUUAAGAGUGUUCAAGACAAAUUUGUUAAUAGCCAAUCUUUAAUGAAAGAAGGUCGAGCACUUGUCGGUGAAGGAAUUCUAAUGAAAGUUUGCCGAAAAAAACCAAAACAACGAGCUUUUUUUCUAUUCAAUGAUAUACUUGUAUAUGGGCGUGUGGUUAUCAAUGGUCGUAAGUAUUCACAACAGAAAAUUAUUCCACUAAAUGAAGUUCAAAUUAGUAGUCCAAUUGAUUCGGAAGAAAAUCCAUAUUCCUGGUUAAUAUGUAGUCCAAAGAAAUCUUUCAUUGUUCAUGCUAAUUCUGAUCGAGAACGACAAGAAUGGAUAUCACAUCUUGAACGCUGUAUUCAACAUGCUUCAGGUGGUAAUAAUGCACAAAAUAAUACAGUAGCCGCACACUGGGUACCAGAUGAUAAAGCAGAUACAUGUAUGCAUUGUCGUACAACGAAAUUUUCUACAUAUAAUCGUAAACAUCAUUGUCGAAAUUGCGGUUUUAUUGUAUGUGAAGGGUGUUCGAAAAAACGUUUUCUCUUACCUCAUUUGGAUUCAAAACGAGUUCGUGUGUGUGAUACGUGUUUCAUCAAAUUAAAUAUGAAUAAUAUGAAUGAACCCCGUCAAAAUACACGUGACAGUAGUGAUAGUGAUGGUGAAGAAAAUCAUGCACAUUAUUCACCAGUACCUGCUACAUUUUACCAAAAUAUUGAAAAUUUCUAA